Messenger RNA from Gasterosteus aculeatus aculeatus (three-spined stickleback), 4411 nucleotides. RefSeq names its product un-named sa1614. The record is from RefSeq and is a predicted model, not a curated record. Gene Ontology annotation, molecular function: GTPase activator activity; protein binding. Gene Ontology annotation, biological process: positive regulation of GTPase activity. Gene Ontology annotation, cellular component: cytoplasm. NCBI's taxonomy places the organism in Eukaryota, Metazoa, Chordata, Actinopteri, Perciformes, Gasterosteidae.
GGAGUGUCCCGGGUUGAGGAGCACCAUGCCGGAGUGCGUGUCCGUGUCCGAGUUCUUGCAGGAGGUUCAGGAGGACUGGAGCUCCCCCACCACCUCCUCCUUCACCUCCAAGAUGAUCAGCUGCAGGAACACCGUCUACCUGCUGGAGGAGGUUUUGGACAGCGACCGGUUGGUGUUGCAGAAGAUGAAGAAAGCUGCUAAAGCCAAAUACACAUCAGGACAAGACCACGUGUCCCACCUGGAGCAGUACAUCAAUUCCAUGGAGAAGCUGUCCGUCAACUGUCACUCCAACGGGGAGACGGAGGUCGGCUCCGCCUUCUGCCGGCUCGCCGACUUCUCCAAAGACCUCCUCUCGCCCAUGAAGAACCUGUUGAAGAGCAUGCUCCACAACAUCAACUUCUUCCUGGACUCUGUGGUUAAAGGAGACCUGAGGGAGGUGAAGGGGGACCUGAAGAAGCCCUUCGACAAAGCGUGGAGGGACUACGAGAGCCGAUUUAAGCAGGUGGAGAAGGAGAAGAGGGAGUUGGCGCGUCAGUACGGGAUGGUGAGGAACGAGGUCAGAGGAGAAGAGAUUGGAGAAGUGGAGAGGGAGAGGCGCUCCUUUCAAAUGACCAUGUGUGAGUAUCUGAUUAAGGUCAACGAGAUAAAGACCAAGAGGGGAGUCGACCUUCUGCAGAACCUCAUCAAACACUACCACAGCCACAACAAUUUCCUGCAGGAGUGCGUGUCCACCACCCAGCGGUUGAAGCAGUACAUGGAGGAGCUGGAUGGAGUUCUGAACACGGUGAAGCAGCGUCAGGAGGAGGAGAAGAAGCAGCUGGUGUCUCUCAGAGAUCAGCUGAGGCCGGUCGUCCUCACCGAGCAGGACUCGCUGCCCAAGCAGGUGUACAGCAUGCACCAGCUGCUGGGAGACAAACAGUACGGGACGGAGAGAAGCGGAUUCCUCUACAAGAAGAGUGACGGGUUGAGGAAAAUGUGGCAGAAGAGGAAAUGUUCGGUCCACAACUGUUACCUGACGAUCGCACACGCCACUCCUAAUAAACCUCCCACCAGACUCAACCUGCUCACCUGUCAGGUUAAACCCAGCGUGGAGGACAAGAAAUGCUUCGACCUCAUCUCUCAUAAUCGGACCUACCACUUUCUGGCAGAGGAUGAAGCCGAGUGUGUCGCCUGGAUCUCGGUGCUCAGCAACAGUAAGCAGGAGGCCCUCAGCGUGGCUCUGGACGGAGGGCGCGAAGGGGGCGGAGGCUGCGAGAACAGCGUGGAGGACCUGACCCGGGCCAUCACCGAUGACAUCAGACGCCUGCCGGGAAACAGCAGCUGCUGUGACUGCGGCGCUCCAGAUCCUGGAUGGCUCUCGACCAACCUUGGCAUCCUGACCUGUAUCGAGUGCUCAGGGAUCCACAGGGAGAUGGGAGUCCACGUCUCCAGGAUCCAGUCCCUCAGCCUGGACAGUCUGGGGACCUCGGACCUGCUGUUGGCCAGAAAUGUUGGUAACUCUGGUUUUAAUGAAAUACUGGAGGCGAACCUGCUGAGUCCAUCACUGAAGCCCUCACAACACAGCCACAUGGGGGAGCGUAAAGACUUUAUCCUCUCAAAGUACCAGGAUGUUCAUUUUGUGAGGCGGAGCCACAGAUCCGCUUCAGCGCUGCGACUCGGCCUCCAGGAGGCGACCAAGAGCUGCGACAUCUACAGUCUGAUUCACCUGUACGCUCAGAGGGCGGAGCUGAGCCAGCAGCUGCACACGCACAUACAGGAGAGAGGGGAGACGGCGCUCCACCUCGCCGUCCUAUUGGCCGACAGGACGUCGCUGCACAUCCUGGACUUCUUGGCUCAGAACUGCUCCGACGUGGACGCGCAGACGUCAUCGGGGAACACGGCGCUGCACUACAGCUGUCUGCACAACAAGGGCGACUGUGUGAGGCUGCUGCUGAGGGCCAGGGCCAACACACACACGAAGAACGAGUUGGGGGAGACCGCUCUGGACGUGAGCCGCAGGUUGAAGCACUACCAGUGUGAGGCGCUGCUGCAGAAAGCCCAGUCCAACCAGUUCGACCAUCACGUCCACGUGGAGUACGAGUGGAGGCUUCGCCACGACGACCUCUACGACAGCGACGAUGACUUCGACGAGAAGAACGGUCCUGUGAAGAAGGAGCGCUCCAUCUCCUCCUCCUCCUUCACCUCCUCCUUCUCCUUCACCUCCCGGGCCUUUAGCUUCAGCCAGCCCGCCUCCUCCGCCGUCGCCCCUCCCUCCUCUGGAGGACCCGGAGGGGGCGGAGGCGGAGGUGGUGGAGGAGGCCUGCUCAGUGUCGGGAGGAGGCUCGCCAUGGCCAUGGAGCUCCACAGCCGGCCCACGGGCUGCGCCUCCAGCCCUCCGCCUCCUCCUCCGUCCUCACCUGCGCCUCCGCUGCCGCCCAGGGUCAAAGCUCCCAACGUCCCUCCCCCGCCGCCUCCCGCUGCGGGGGAAGGGUUUGGUGAGGAAGAGGAGGAGGUCUUCUUCCCCCUGAUAGGAAACAGAAAGUCAACGCCUCCCCCUCCCAUCGCCGCCCGACACAAGAGGAGCUGCUCCGAGUCCGGCAAGCACGAUUACGGGUUGCCAACCAGUCCCAGGAUCUACAGCGGCCACGACUCCUCCUUUAAAAAUCCGUCUUCUCUUCUCGGCUCGCUGAACGAACGACCAGAAAGAGGUUUUCGGAGAGCAGACAGCGAGGAAGGCUCCUCCCACUUCCUGCACCCCGGCAGGAAAGCCCCGCCCAACAGCUCCCCGACCAAUCGGCGCUCUCAGAGCUUUGAGAAUGAAAGCCGACGCCCCGCCCCCCAGCCGCUUCCCCGCAGAUCAUUGCCUCGCGGCGCGACCAGCCGCCGGGUGGAGGCGCUGUACGACUGCCAGGCCGACCACCACGACGAGCUGAGUUUCACCGAGGGGCAGGUGCUCGUGGUCCUGGGACGGGAGGACAGCGAUUGGUGGCACGGUUACAUAGAGGAUGAACCCGACCAGAGAGGCCUGUUUCCGUCUUCCUUCGUCCAGCUGCUCUCAGACUGACAUGAAGCUGGUCUGGACCGGACCAGACCAGACCCGGUGCAGGCCCUGAACCGGUACCAAUCCAGACCCCAUCAGUCAGCCUGGAGAACCAGAACCUGGAGCUCAGGAGAACCAAACCAGAUCAGCACCGAGCAGCUGAACGCGAGGUCCGACUCUCAGGUUAUCGUCCCACUCCUUCUCCCGGGACUGGACUGAUCCGGUCCUGACCAGCUCCAGCAUCCUGCCAGUCCACAUGAUCAACGGUCCAGCCACGGUUGGUGUUGUCAUAGCAACCACCGUUCUUAUGCCUUCUGACACCAUGGAGACGUUGCGAAUAUGUAUAAUAUUUUAGGGAAGAGUCUAGUCCAAACUAGACCUUUAUGUAGCCCGGGUCAUUUGAUGAUGUUGCCAUGGAUACCGCCUCGCACAAACACAUCGGCAACAUUCCGAGACUGAUGUUGAUUUAUUUAUUUUAAAUAUAAUAUUUUAUAAACCAGAAACACUUCACUUCAAAGUAAAACAAUCCAAUUUACUUUUAUUUUGAGGUUCAACUGAAAAGCUGUUUUCUUUUGUAAUAAUUUAUUAUUUUGUAUGUUGAAUGUUAUCGAUCUGGUGGAGAUUAAUCAGCACUUUUGUCCCAUCUCAGGCUCCGCCACCGUAGAGAGGCGGUGCUAACAAAGUACAAAAAGAAGCACAAAGAGUUGUGGGAUACUGGAAAACAAAGGAUAAAUACCAGUCACUCAGGAGACAUGAAGGGGCGGAGCCUGAAAUUGGACACAGCUGAUGCUUCCAGAGGCCUUAAAAUAGUGUGUAAGUGAGUAAGUACAGCGGCAAAUAACUGCCACGGUUACAAAAAUGGAUCUGCUCAUUAAACAAGAUAUUUAUUAUUCUAUUUCAUACAUCUUUAUGUUAUCACAACAUGACACCGUCUUUAAAACGCCUUUAUGUAAAUAUCACUUUAUAAUUCUCUUCCUGCUAUUGAAACACUUUUUCUCAAGUUUUUAUGAUGUAAAAAUAAAUUGUUUUGCGGUAAUAAUAAAACAGGCAUCACGUCGUACUUGAAACUAAGCUGAAUGUUUUAUUGUGGCGGCAGUGAGGAACUUUUUACUUUUAUAAACAUCAACACAACAGCAAGUUCUUCGCAGAACUUUUCUCAUCUGGGUUUCAUUUUUUUAUUUUUUAUAAAAAAUGUCAAAACAAACACCUCAAGUGUAUCAAAUAGUUUUUUAUUUUUUAAGUGUUUAGUUUGAGAUCCACAGUGCUUGUGUGUCACAAUGAACGAAGGAAUCAAUCCACGGUCCACAGGGUGCUUAAGGGGAAAAUGUCAUUUUCUUUUAUCAACAAUCACAGCUUAAACAUGAUGAGCUGAAUUAAAGCUAUUUGACUGAA